CUCUGAACGGGAGAUCUUCCCUGAAACCUACCACAGCACACCUUAGGCCAAGUGCAGCUCCAACGAGUGACAUCGCUCUACUAAGCCUCAAAUCGCAAAUUAGCCUGCGAUGUAUCCCAAUUCCAUCCCCAGAGACAACCAGGACAAACGCAGAUCGACCAGUUAUGACCAGCAGAGGAUAAAGCUCCCGUUUGUGAACAACAACGGCUCCCGUCUCAGUGUGAACAACGAAUCAGGCUACCCCCACCGCAAUUUUUCUGACGGAAUAGUGACUGCUAGACCGUCCUAUUCCGCAGAACGGCUUCCUACAUCCUCACACAGCGCCCAAGAUCUAUACCGACCCAACGACUACCAUACCGGAAGCCGUCUCUCCUCUAGCUUCCAUGAAAUCCCAUCUCCAGACUUUUUCGACUUCUCGAUAAACAAGGAGGAGAAAAAUGAACAAUCAAGACCUAAGCCAUCGGAGUCCACACAUACCACCAGACACAAAUCAAUGCACUAUGAUCCCAUACCAGACCGUGAGUUGACGCCAAAAUUGGAGGAAGAUACCACAUUUAGCUUCUCGGAACAGAACGACUCCAGCAACCAGUUCCUGACAACAUCUGACCCUCCCUACCCUCUAUUUUUGCCCCCUCUCCACCAGAUCGGUCCUAUCAUCGAAUCUCCCAACCGUGAAACCUUCAAGCAGGACUCCCCUCAGAAUUCAGUAUCCACCAGCCUCAGCUCAAAUGCUAUUGGCCUGAUUAUUGGUGGCUAUAACUAUAGUAAUAGUUCCGUUGAAUUGGCAAAAUAUAACUUGGACAACGUUAGGUCACACGAGUCGUCGAUCAGACGAAUUCCCUCUGAUCCCAGACCAUUAGAGGGUCCUCCGCUUUCCAAUGAGAAAAUACAUGCAAGGAAUGGUUCUGAAACUUCAACUAUUUCCACCGCCUCAUCUGCAUCUACUAUCACCCAAUCGUCUGAGAAGGAAAACAAGGACAAGAGGUUUGUACGCUACGCUAUGAAUACCCAGUCCCCACUAGUAAACCCCUCUAAUCGUUGGCAAAUAGGCAAUGUUCUCAGAUGGUUAGAGCACCACAACUUCAAUUCUUCCUGGCAGGAAACAUUUAGGAAAAACGAGAUUUCUGGUAAUCGGUUUCUUGAGUUGAGUAACUUCGAAAAAGAUUCUAUCAUCUGGAAACAGUUCACUAAGUUUUUGACAUUCGACGAAUACUCAUCGGUAGAGAGAUUCAUCGAGUUGUUGAAACUCGAGAUUUCACACAAUGAUCUGAUUCCUUCGGCUCAACAACUCUACUCGAGAAAAAGCUCAAAUGAAUUGCCAACUCCUUAUUCGGCUAAUAGUUCCAACAUGAAAACGGAGUUUAGAAAAUCUACUCCAAUAUUUAAUAAGUUUCCCUUGUCUACACCUUCUUCAAUGGAUUCUUCAUCCACGCUAAACCUCCCACUGGCUGGAGCAAAGCAACGGCCCUUUUCAUAUGUGGAUCCAAGCAACAGAAGCAAAGACACUUUGGUCUCUCCCUCGCACCAUAAAUUCUUCAAAAAGCAUAUUCGAACCCAUUCGAACGAAUCAAGGGACUCUGCGUCCUCUGUUAAUGAAUCCAGCAGACCUGUUUCUGGUACGUUUUUGAAGAAUCAAACUUCUGCCAAAGAAAUUCCAGCCAGAAGAGGUAUCCUUAGCACUUUGAGAAAAUAUGGUGGUGAUAAAGCAGCUGAGAUCGUCAAACAAGUCCUGUCGUCGUCCUCCUCGAACUCGUCCUCGCGAAACACAAGUGGGUCAAAUAUGAAGAACAGAUCUUUCAGUAACUUGAAAGACAUCAAGCGAAUGGCUCCGCCAGAAUUUACAAUUAGUGAUGCCUCAAAUCCCGAAGAAAUUAUUGUAAACCCUGAACAAAGAAAAUCCAUAGAUUCAAGCAAAUCUAUCGUUUCGACGGUUGAUGACACCACUUUGGUUCUCCAACCUAUCAAGUCUACUGAUGCCUCAUCAGUGUCAUUGAAAGAGCUGCCUGAGCCACUUGAAGAAAAAUAUUUGCCUCAACCAUUAAAUGCAUGGCAAAACGAAAUCAUCGUGUUACUUACGAAGGACCAUCAACAAUACACAAAAGUCCACUUUGUGCCUGAAGACUUUGAUUCAUACCAAGCGUUGAAGGACAAAACCGUCAGGUGUUUGGAUUUAAUAAAUAUUGGAAAAUUCACCUUUCACUUGACAGAAUUUGACUCCAAGGAAGGAGCAGCUUUGCCUGAGCUCCUCUUAUUAAAGCUAUUGAAAGAGAAGAUUGCCACUAAAUUAUUUGUGAGACAAGAACUAGCAUCCCCUCUGGGAACCAAUACUUUCUCUACUACAUCAUCAGACUCUAAAUCGUUUGAGAUGGUUGGUGAGAAUGAUGAAAAGGCCUAUCCUGCAACUCCUCAGUACUUACUACAAAAUGUUAAGGAUUCCAAAGUCGAUUACCUCAAUUUCAAAGACAUUAUGGAUAGACUUCCACUUGAUAUUUCCAUGAGAAGGAGGAAAUCUGGCAAUGAGACAAAGCCUAAACAGGAUACUCAAUUCUUUCCACUCAAAUUACCAUUCCCUGCUAACAAAAGACAUAGCGAGAGGCAGAUUUCAACCCUUCUGAUUAACACUACCCAGCUUGAGGAUUAUCCUAGAGCAUCACCGGUGUCUGCUCGUUCUAAUAACUCGUUCAGAGUGAUCAGAAAAGAAGGAAGUGUGAUUGACUUUGAUAAAAGACGCAAAUCACCAUAUGAAACCAAUCCUCCUAAAUUGAUCCCAAACAUUUACUCUUCAUCGGUAUCUGACCAAUUGAAAUCCCCAAUAUCUGCCACUACUGUGCAAACUUUGCGGGAUAAUCCUGCCCCAGAGAAGCCUGAAAAUGAGAGAAGUGGCAGUAUAAUUGCAAAGAGGGCUGCACCUCCGCCUCCACUUAAUAAGGUACAAAGCUUUAAGCGUACUGAAUCUGUGUUGAGACAGAAAAUGUCUGGCAGAGGUGAAGAGCCAUCGGGAUAUAACGGAUCGAUGAAGAGGUUUUCUUCAAAAGCAUCCUCCAGAUCUGCUGGAUCAAAGGAGAUUGAUCCGUUCCAUGAGAACGAGAUAACUUUCGAUGAUGUAUCUGAUUUUCUGUCCAGAAAAAUGGACAACGGCGAUGAUGAUGACGAAUUCUUCGUUAAGCAAGUCAAGCCAAGUAAAGCUCAAGAAAAUGAUGACGAUGAUGAUGAGGACUUCUUUGUGAAACCUAUGAGUAAACCCAAAAUUCCAGACCUGGUGGCCAAGCCGGAUGAUGAUGACUUCUUCAUGAAACCAAUGAGUAAAAAGCAAUCCAAGAGGCCCAAUCUCCAGGUGGAUGUCAAGAUGGACGUCAGACCCCCAGUUGAAGAGGUUUAUGAUAAUCUUGAAAAGUAUUUCCCAUACACCAAUCUCGACAAGCCCAUCAUUGAUGACUCGCCAGAUUCACCAGUAGUCAAUAUUGGACAAACACAGAAGAUAGUGCCUCUCAGACAGCCAACAAUCUCCAGAACCUUCUCAAGUGCCAAUAUUUCGCCUGUGAAAGUGGCCACAGAUGAUCAUGGGGACGAGGUUCUCUACUCCGAGAACACAGCUCCAGGUUUGAAUUGUCGCCGUAUGAAGACGAUCAGAAUUGUUGCGAAUGAAGCUCGUCGUAAGAGAAUGCAUCAAUUGUCCCCUCGAACCGUCAACACUGACAAAGUGGCUAAUUUCCCAACUUCCCAAAUGGGUCUUACCAGAUCCAAUACCAAGAUGUGGGGCCAAAAGGUGGUGGAAGUCACAUCUUCAGAAAUCGAGCAGGGCUUUGUUAGCAAGCUUCGUAACAACAAGAAUGGACAGUUUGAAGAGUUUGCGUGGAUUAAGGGUGAGUUGAUUGGAAGAGGCUCCUUUGGAGCGGUAUACUUGGGCUUAAACGUUACCACCGGUGAAAUGUUAGCGGUCAAACAAGUAGUUGUUAAUCCAGGACGGGGAGGCUCUAAAAAUUCCGAUGGUAUUGAUGCUUUACAUAAAGAAGUGAAAACUAUGAAAGACUUGGAUCAUGUCAAUAUCGUCCAAUACUUGGGCUACGAACAAAAGAAUAAUAUCUACAGUUUAUUCUUGGAGUACGUGGCUGGUGGUUCUAUUGCUUCGUGUAUGAAAUCGUUUGGAAAGUUCGAAGAGCAGUUGAUUCGGUACAUCACCAAACAGGUGUUAUUGGGGUUGGAGUAUCUUCACUCCAACGGGAUUUUGCAUCGAGACUUGAAGGCUGACAAUUUAUUGCUUGAAAUCGAUGGUACUUGUAAAAUAUCCGAUUUUGGUAUUUCCAAACGGUCUCAGGAUAUCUACACCAAUAAUGCCGAAAUGUCGAUGCAAGGAACAGUUUUCUGGAUGGCGCCAGAAGUCAUUGACAGUAUAGUAGAAGACAAAAAACAGGGUUACAGUGCCAAGGUGGACAUCUGGUCGCUUGGAUGUGUGGUGCUUGAAAUGUUUGCUGGAAAACGUCCAUGGUCUAAUGAGGCCGUGAUCAGUGCCAUUUACAAGAUUGGUAAAACUAAAUUGGCCCCACCAAUUCCUGAGGAUAUUGACCAUUUGGUCAGUCUCGAAGCAAAGGACUUCAUCAACAAGUGCUUCACCAUCGACCCAGAAGAAAGACCCACUGCAAAGACGCUAUUGGCACAUCCAUUCGUAAAGUACGAAGAACGUUUCUCGUUUUCCGACACCAAGUUGGCGCAGAUGAUCAAAUUCAACUCGAGGAAAAGUGUAGUCAACUAGCUGGUUUAGAGUGGGUAAUAAGUAUUAAAAUAUACAUUGGGAUAAUUAGGUAAUUGCAAGAGAAUUAGUGUAACUUCUUCAAAAUUUUUGGAAUUUAUAAGGAUGCAAAAGUGAAAUACAAAAAUCUGGUAUAAAACUUC
Molecule: messenger RNA, 4890 nt
Organism: Suhomyces tanzawaensis NRRL Y-17324
Lineage: Eukaryota; Fungi; Ascomycota; Pichiomycetes; Serinales; Debaryomycetaceae
Gene: BCK1
Product: mitogen-activated protein kinase kinase kinase
Exons: 1
Biological process (GO): protein phosphorylation
Molecular function (GO): protein kinase activity; ATP binding
Source: RefSeq, a predicted model, not a curated record